AUGAAUACGUUACCCGGAAGUGCUACAUUUCAUCCGCAAUGAAGAUGCUGGCUUGUUGGCAAAACAUUUCAAGCUAGCUAUAUAUAAACAAAAAUAUUAAUAAUAAUAGCCUACUGCAGGUAGCUAGUUUUAAUUUAAAAAAAUUGUGAUAACAAAUAGCUACGUUGGAGAGUACGAUGUGGGCAAUACGCUAUGAAUUACAACUUGAGAUUGUCUGCUAGGCUAACUCUGCUAGCCGAUGGUGUUUAGAUUUCUGCAAAGUAAGGAUCAGACUAGUUAGUUAGUAGCUAGCUAGCUAGAUUUACAUGUUUGCAUAACAAACCGCGUUUAAGAUCAAUAACUUGGAGCCUAUGUACAUCCUUUGAAAGUCACCAGAAAUGAUUUAGCUAACGGUUAUAGCCGAACUGACAUGGCUGUUAGACCUCUGUGCAGCUAGCUUUAGCUAGAAUUGCGACGUCUUUUCGUUUGAUCAUUGCUUUGUUUACACUUGGAGUUAUUUGCCUAGCUAGAGCCUCAGCACGAACCACAAUUCGUGUCUAGUAAGCAAGCUGAAGAGCAACAAAAACUCUGAACACUUGAACCGAGCCAGUUAGUUUCUGGUUUAGUCUUGAGUUCACGCUAACUACCAUUAGUCAAGCGAAUUGUUGCUAGCAAAGCUGUAACUAUGUCUAUCGACGACUUCACUUCGAUCAGCCUGCUUUCCCUGGCCAUGUUGGUGGGGUGUUAUGUGGCUGGAACCAUUCCUCUGGCUGUCAACUUCUCAGAGGAGAAGCUGAAGCUGGUGACGGUCCUGGGAGCAGGGCUGCUGUGUGGUACUGCCCUAGCUGUCAUCAUCCCUGAGGGGGUCCAUGCCCUGUAUGAGGAGGUCCUGGAGGGUGCACACCACGCCCCUGGCCAGGUGAAGGGGGUGGAGGUGUCUGAGCCCAAGGAAGGUGUGGAUGCAGCUCUGGGGGUCAGUGGGGAGCACAGCCACAGCCACGAGCACCUCCAUGCCUACAUCGGGGUUUCCCUGGUCCUGGGGUUUGUCUUCAUGCUGCUGGUCGACCAGAUAGGAAGCGCACACGUACACAGCAGUGCUGACGAUCCAGAGUCUGCGAGGGUUGCCAGCUCAAAGAUCACCACCACUUUGGGACUAGUUGUCCAUGCAGCAGCGGACGGCGUGGCUCUCGGAGCAGCAGCUUCCACCUCUCAGACCAGUGUACAGCUCAUUGUCUUUGUGGCCAUCAUGCUUCACAAGGCCCCAGCAGCCUUUGGCCUGGUCUCUUUCCUGAUGCAUGCUGGUCUAGAGAGGAACCGGAUCCGGAAACACCUGCUGGUCUUCGCCCUGGCAGCACCUGUCCUCGCCAUGGUUACUUUCGUAGGACUCAGCCAGUCCAGUAAAGAGGCACUGUUAGAUGUGAACGCCACGGGCGUGGCCAUGUUGUUCUCUGCCGGGACCUUCCUGUAUGUUGCCACGGUACACGUCCUUCCCGAGGUGGGCGGGACCGGACACAGCCACGCUCCUGUUCAGGGGAAGGAAGCGGCGAAGGGACUGAGCAAGGUGGAGGUUGGGGCCCUGGUUCUGGGCUGUCUGAUACCACUGGUGCUGUCUGUUGGACACCAGCACUAGACACACACACACACACACACACACACACACACACACACACACACACACACACACACACACACACACACACACAGCUACCAGACAUACAGGAGACCCAGAGGGGCGAGAGGAGAGAAAGGGUAUAGGAAGGAGGAGGUUUAGAAGGAAAGCAGCCAAAACAGACAUCGCUUAUGUCUUAUUUAUCUUUUCUGUGACUGUUGAUUGGUCGGAGUGGGACAACGACCUGCGACGGGAUCAAAACCAUUUAAACCUGGAAGACACAGAGAUGAUGAUGUCAUAAUAACAGCAGCCUUUUUUUCUACACUCUACGAGAAGUGAUGUCUGUUGAUACUGUUGACAAGAGACUUGUAUGUGUUUUAUUGUUGUUUUUAUACAUUUGAUUUGAUUUUUAGCUCUAGGUAAGGUUGUACAGAUAAACAAGAGAGUUGGAUCAUGGCCGUAUCCUGUUUCAGUGAUACAGAUGAACUGUCUGACUGUCUCCUGAACUCAUAUUAAUGGGAACAUUUUUUGUUGGAAGACUUGGGCUGUAAGAAAUGUAAAGACCUUAUAUUGUGACAUCUUGCAGUAAAAGUAAAAAUUUUUUUUUUUUUUAAAUCAGUGGUUUUCAGACACACUAUAAUAACUUUGCUCUUAUUGUAAGAUGCAAUGUGAUAUUUAUUUAUGUUCUUGCUAGUGGAAUCCGGUUAACUAUUGGGAAGUUUUACAUGUAAGUAGUUACAUUUCUAUUACUUUUGAUCUUACCUAAUGGUCACUUAUAUAUCUGCUCUACUAGUAAUAUGAAACGUCUGGGAGAAAUGUGUCUGUAAGACUGAUUUCCACAGACCCUAACCCUUGAUAACUGAAAGUUAAUGACUGUCUUUGCUUCAGCCACAUAAAGGAACGCUUGCCCCAGGA
Salmo salar (Atlantic salmon) is the source of this 2503-nucleotide messenger RNA. RefSeq names its product solute carrier family 39 member 9 (gene slc39a9). Gene Ontology annotation, biological process: zinc ion transport; transmembrane transport. Lineage: Eukaryota; Metazoa; Chordata; Actinopteri; Salmoniformes; Salmonidae. Gene Ontology annotation, molecular function: metal ion transmembrane transporter activity. Gene Ontology annotation, cellular component: membrane. The record is from RefSeq and is a predicted model, not a curated record.